GGCGGCGCAGGGGAAACCCGCAACUGACAUCUCUCACGCAACUAUGCCAGCGAUCUGCCGUCUGUGACCAGAGAGAGGGAGAGAGAGAGGCUAUGGACGUGCCGGAGGAUGAGACGCUGCUGGAGAACCAGACGGAGCGGCACGGGCCAGAGCAGCCGAGCCCGGGCGCAGCGCGUCCCGCCUGGGCGGUCACGGCGCUGGCCAGCGUGCUGAUCUUCACCACCGUGGUGGACGUCCUGGGAAACCUGCUGGUCAUCCUGUCCGUGCUCAGAAACCGAAAACUACGGAAUGCGGGUAAUGUGUUUGUGGUGAGCCUGGCCUUCGCGGACCUGGUGGUUGCUUUCUACCCCUACCCCCUGGUGUUGUACGCCAUCUUCCACGACGGCUGGUCACUGGGUGAGACCCAAUGCAAGGUAAGCGGCUUCCUGAUGGGCCUGAGCGUCAUCGGCUCCAUCUUCAACAUCACGGGCAUCGCCAUCAACCGGUACUGCUACAUCUGCCACAGCUUCAGCUACGACAAACUGUACAGCUACCGCAACACGCUGCUGCUGGUGGCGCUCAUCUGGCUGCUGACCAUCAUCGCCAUCGUGCCCAACCUCUUCGUUGGCUCCCUGCAGUACGACCCGCGGAUCUACUCCUGCACGUUUGCACAGACUGCCAGCUCGUCGUACACCAUCACGGUGGUGGUCAUCCACUUCUUCGUGCCCAUCGCCGUGGUCACCUUCUGCUACCUGCGCAUCUGGAUCCUGGUCAUCCAGGUGAGGCGGAGGGUGAAGACCGAGGUGCGUCCGCGCCUCAAGCCAAGUGACCUGAGAAAUUUCAUCACCAUGUUCGUGGUGUUCGUGUUGUUCGCCAUUUGCUGGGCGCCGCUCAACUUCAUCGGGCUGGCCGUGGCGAUCGACCCCGAUUCCGUGGUGCCCCGCAUCCCCGAGUGGCUCUUCGUGGUCAGCUACUUCAUGGCUUACUUCAACAGUUGCCUUAACGCCAUCAUCUAUGGCCUGCUCAACCAGAACUUCCGCCGGGAGUACAAGCGGAUCAUCAUGUCCGUGUGGAUGCCGCACCUCUUCUUCCAGGAGACGUCGCGAGGGGGCACCGAAGGCAUGAAGAGCAAGCCGUCCCCGGGACUCAACAACAACGAGCAAGUGAAAGGAGAGACCCUGUGAUGCCAUUUCUCCUCUUCUUUCAUUUUCUCAUCCCCCCUCUUUCCCGCCCUCCUCGUCUGCUGUGCUCUCGUGUGCAGUGCCACCCAUCAUAUGUGCCAAAGCAAUGAACUCCAGAACUCCAGGCAGCAAGUGUGAGCAAGGCUUUAAUAGG
Salarias fasciatus (jewelled blenny) is the source of this 1314-nucleotide messenger RNA. RefSeq names its product melatonin receptor type 1B-like. Gene Ontology annotation, cellular component: plasma membrane. Gene Ontology annotation, molecular function: melatonin receptor activity. The record is from RefSeq and is a predicted model, not a curated record. Gene Ontology annotation, biological process: G protein-coupled receptor signaling pathway. The transcript has 3 exons. Lineage: Eukaryota; Metazoa; Chordata; Actinopteri; Blenniiformes; Blenniidae. The coding region runs from base 93 to 1163 and encodes 356 amino acids.